GCUUGUUUUUAUUUCAGACUGGGUACGUUGCGUUACAAUUGAUGUAACAUAUUUUUACUUUUUCUUAUUAACUUAUGUUCUUAUUUUGCUGCAGAUUUAAAAUAAUGACUGCUGAAUUGAAAUAGUAAUAUUAGCGGAACCGGAUGUUACGCGUAACCUUCGAAAAAGUCCAUUUGAAUGGUUACAUUUUGUUGUUUUAUUUCAGAUGCGUCUCGUGUUCAGUUUGGCUCUGGUCGCGUCGUCGCAAGCGUUUUUCCUGAAAUGGGGCUCGGAUUCCAAUAGACAAGCGGUGGCGCAGAAAACGUGGAUGCAGCCACUGUCGCCGAUGUCUCCGGCGUACCGGUACCAGUACUCGUACUCGCCGUACGAGGCGCGCAAGGUGUAUCAGAUGCAGCCACCGCAGUACGCGCAGCCGGACCCGCCGGAGGUGGCCGUGCAGCAGAGCAUCGCCCCGAUCCCCAUCAGCGUGCCGGCGGGGGCGCGACUGACCCCCGUGUCGCUGCAGCACGUUCAGCUCGUGCCCUGCAUGUGCCCCGUGGCCCCCGAAGAGGCCGAGAAACUUCAGGAGCAAGUCGGUCCCGGCCCCUACCUCGCUCAAACAACCUACACUCAACAAUCAUACUCCGUCCCCCAGCAAAUAACAGUCGCCGCCCCCGACAACUCUAAAACUACCCCCCAAACGCAGUAG
This is a messenger RNA of Pectinophora gossypiella (pink bollworm), 688 nucleotides long. RefSeq lists its product as uncharacterized. The transcript has 2 exons. The record is from RefSeq and is a predicted model, not a curated record. NCBI's taxonomy places the organism in Eukaryota, Metazoa, Arthropoda, Insecta, Lepidoptera, Gelechiidae. The coding region runs from base 206 to 688 and encodes 160 amino acids.